AUGAUAUGGCGAAUUGACAGCACACGGACGCAAAUGCGUGUUUUGUUGGUAGUUCUGAUUCCCUUGGUUCGGAGAAUAGACCGUGUUCUAAGACAGCCAGCAAAAGCGAAGACGUGUGUAACCUAUGUUCACUGGCAAAUGAAAGCAGCACAAAGAAGAACGAGUCUGAAGAAGUGCCUCAAGGAUCUUCGCGAAUAUAGUAUUCCACUAGCAGUCUUGCUGAGCGAAGACGGGACUCGCACCUCUUCUCGUCGUGAGAUAGAAAUCAUUACGGAGAGCCCGAUCAUCCUCACUGGUGAAGCUCCUCCACGGAUUCUCCCUUCGGAAGCGCAAAUCGCUAUCAAAAGCAUGAAAUUUGGAACAGCCUCGGACCCGAUUUUAUAUCAACAGACUUUCUUCGGGCUGGUGGCCAUCGGCUUCAUGUAA
Necator americanus (New World hookworm) is the source of this 426-nucleotide messenger RNA. RefSeq lists its product as uncharacterized. The record is from RefSeq and is a predicted model, not a curated record. The transcript is spliced from 3 exons. NCBI's taxonomy places the organism in Eukaryota, Metazoa, Nematoda, Chromadorea, Rhabditida, Ancylostomatidae. The coding region runs from base 1 to 426 and encodes 141 amino acids.